This is a messenger RNA of Exophiala xenobiotica, 4762 nucleotides long. RefSeq lists its product as uncharacterized. Gene Ontology annotation, biological process: protein transport to vacuole involved in ubiquitin-dependent protein catabolic process via the multivesicular body sorting pathway. NCBI's taxonomy places the organism in Eukaryota, Fungi, Ascomycota, Eurotiomycetes, Chaetothyriales, Herpotrichiellaceae. The transcript has a single exon. Gene Ontology annotation, molecular function: protein binding. The record is from RefSeq and is a predicted model, not a curated record. The coding region runs from base 216 to 3443 and encodes 1075 amino acids. Gene Ontology annotation, cellular component: endosome.
CUCAUGUUUCCAUCUCAUCCAAUCCCCACCAUUCAAAUCAUUGUCACCCAAGAUCACUCGAUCUUAGGCGGCUACCUGCGAUCCUUCUAGGCUUCACCAUAUCUACCGAACCAUGAAUCCCCUGAUCCUUUAGCACUCGACACACCUCUGUCGCAGUAUCUGUCAUCCGGUCUGCCUGUCGAGAGCCCCUCACAACUCCGAAUCUAGCCCUCAAGAUGGUACAGGCGCCGAUGUUGUCAUGUCCGCUCAAGCAGACACAAGAGAUAGACUGGAUCGCGCCGCUCAAGAAUUAUAUACGCACUUCCUACGGAGAUGAUCCCGAGAAGUACUCGGAAGAGACUGCCACACUUAAUAGGCUGAGGCAGGACAUGAGAGGGGCAGGGAACGACUCAGCAUCAGGCAGAGACCUGCUGUACAGAUACUAUGGACAACUGGAGCUGUUAGACCUGCGGUUUCCGGUCGACGAGAACCACAUCAAAAUCUCGUUUACCUGGUACGAUGCCUUUACCCACGCCUCGACCACCCAGUACUCGUUAGCUUUCGAGAAAGCCUCAGUCAUCUUCAAUAUAUCUGCCGUGCUCUCUUGUCAUGCAGCCGCGCAAAACCGGUCGGAGGACAAGGACCUCAAAACGGCAUACCACUCUUUCCAGGCGUCUGCCGGCAUGUUCACCUACAUCAACGAGAAUUUCCUACACGCGCCCUCCACCGACCUCAAUCGGGAUACCGUCAAAAUUCUGAUAAACGUCACACUGGGUCAGGCGCAAGAGAUAUUUUUGGAGAAACAGAUUCGGGAUGCGAAGAAGCCAGCGCUUUUAGCGAAGCUCGCUGCCCAAGCACAAUUCUUGUUCGGUCAAGCGAAGGAAGGUCUGGAGGGCGAGAGUUCGCGUGACAUAUUCGACUACACGUGGUUGAAGUUCAUCCAGAUCAAGACACUGCACAUGGCCUCGCUGGCUGAAUACUAUCAAGCACUGGCAGACGAUGAAACGAAUCUUCACGGUUCUGCGAUCGCUCGGUUACAACUUGCGGAGAAAUCGAGCAAGCAGGCCCUCUCAAAUGCGAAAGCAUUUCCCUACACUCCUUCGCCGUCAUCACAACUUGGGCCUGAUACCGCAACCACAUUGCAGACAAUCACCCGAAGACAGCUGGAGACAGUACAAGAGAAAAUCUCCUCAUUGGUAAAGGACAAUGACUUCAUCUACCACCAAACAGUCCCUGUGGAAGCCUCGCUAUCUCUAGUGACCAAGCUCCCAGCGGCUAAAGCCAUACCGCUUUCCGAGCUUUACCAGGGACAAGAUAUCCAGAGAAUCAUCGGACCUGAUCUAUUUCAGAAAAUUGUCCCGAUGUCGGUCACGGAAUCUGCCAGCAUGUAUGACGAGGAGAAGGCCAAGUUGAUCCGAUCAGAGGCUGAAAAGGCUGAUCAGGCUAACGGAGAAAUGGCCGCAAGUCUUGACUAUCUUAAACUCCCAAACAGCCUGAACAUACUGAAAGGGGGACUGGAGCAGGAGAUUGGCGUCGACAAGGAAUUUGAACGUUGGUGUCAAGAGAUCGCCCAGCACCAACCUUUCAAUAGUGCUUUCGAACACCUACAAAAGGACAAGAAGAUGGUCUUGGAUAGCCUUUCAAAGAGCACGAAGCAGCUCGACAUGGAAGAAAGUGUUUGCGAGAAGAUGAGGUCGAAAUACGGAGCGGACUGGACGCAGCAGCCCAGUUCUAGGCUCACGUCGACCUUGAGAGCGGACAUCAAGAGUUACCGAGAAACUAUCGACGAAGCCGGAGCGAGCGACGCGCAACUUUUCGCGACGGCCCGUCAGUAUGAAGUUGAUUUCGAAGAGAUGAAAAGAGCUGGCGAGCAUGGCGAAGCUGAUGUCCUAUAUCAACAAGCCCUGUUCAAAGUAAGAGGGGAGUCUAAAGGCAAGGGUAAAGAAGCUCAAGAGGGCUCUUUGUUGGACGAGGACUACGGUGAGGGUGGCCCGUCGGUCGCAGAACAGAUUGGGCAGGUGGAAGACCUGUUACGGAAACUCAACCUUGUCAAACGCGAGAGAAUGCAAGUUCUGAAAGAUCUCAAGGAGAAAGUCCAUACCGAUGACAUAUCGAAUGUUCUCAUCCUGAACAAGAAAGCAAUCGCCAAUCAGGAGAGUCAGCUGUUUCAGGCGGAACUGGAGAAAUUCCGCUCACACCAGAAUCGCCUCAUCUCCACCGUGCACAAGCAAUCUUCCCUGCUCAAGGAAUUGACAAAGACUUAUGGCGAUCUCCUGCAGGACAAGAGAGUCCGAUCCGACCAGCAGAAAUAUGAUGCCAUACAAAAAAGCAGAAACAGUGUCUUGAGCAAGUACCGAAGGGCGUUCAAUGCUCACGAAGAUCUUGUACAAGGCCUGAUGCGAGCACAGGGCUUCUACAAGGAGAUGAAAGAGAGUGUUGACAGUCUGGAAAAGAACGUCGAUUCUUUCGUCAGCAACCGCCGAGCAGAAGGUGCCCAGCUACUUCAUCAGAUCGAGCAAACCAAGAACAGCUCCGCAAGUGGUCAAGCUGCUGCCGAACAGAAGCGAAUGCAAGAGUUGAUGAACAGAUUGUCUAUGGAGCCCAAGUCAGCCUCUCCUUCACAAACCGAAGCUCCUGCUCUUCCUACGCUCCCGCCCUUGAACGCGUCGAGAUCUCCUGCUGCCAUCUCAACAUCCUAUCCCGCCACUAAUCCAGAUCCGCGAUUCACCAUUCCACCCCGUCAUUCACCGGCGCCAGUCAUGGCCAACGGCUAUUCGAACCAACCUCAGCCACCAACUCAACCUUCCAAUCCCUCACCAAUUGAUUCUCAGCAUGCCUUUGCCCAAGGUGCUGCAACGCCUCUUACCACUGGCUACAAUCCAAUGGCUUACCCUGAGCGGUCGAUCGCCUCCCCAAGCCAACAUCCUGGCGGCCAGCAGCCGUAUGGGUACUCCCCAGUGACAUCCCCUCCAAGUGCAUCGACGAACACUUAUUUCACUCAACCACAACAACAACAACAACAACCAUUACAGUCUCACACACCAAUCCAACCCAUGAACUUCAACGCGCCCGGCGGAAGUCUUCAAUAUUCGCACCAUCCUCAAUACAGCUAUCCUCCUCAGGCAGGAACACCUGGCGUGCCGUACCAAUCUCCGUCACCACUGCCGCAAAUGCCUCAGUCACAGCCUCAGUAUCAGAACUAUCAGCCUUCGCCGUACAACAUUCCGCAGAAUUAUGUCCCUCCACCGCCGCCGCCAGGGCCACCUGGAGGAGGGUCGGGGACGCAAUAUCCUCCCAACCCGGCAGGAGUAUGGGCUAGUGGGCCCGGAGGGUACGCGAGCUACACGCAACCGACUCGAUAUACCCAACAGCAGCAGGGUCCACAGCAGCAGCAACAGCAACAGCACGGGCAGGGUGGAGGUCAAGAGCAAGAUCCUUGGGCGGGCUUGAGUGCUUGGAAGUGAGGAAUGCAGCAUGCAAGCAUCGUACGAUAGGUGGCGGGAGGUCAAGGGCAGACAAGAUGGAAAUGAAGAUGCAGCAAGCGAUGAACACUUCUCAUGGAUGGAUAGUUGGCACGAAAUGGAUUAACUGAGGUAUUAUCCAUGAUUGGAGACCCAUCCCGACCUGAUUGGCAUGACAUCGCACAGGCCCCAUUACCCUGCCGGGCUCACGCGCCAAUCUUCAAGUCCAAACCGUCCAGAUCCUCCUUCGUAUACUCAUCAUGCCUCUUGUAUCCCAAGCCGGGCACGCCGUUCACACCAUCCUGCCUCCCCAACGGGGUCAUGUCGAGCCAGCUUAGGGUCCCGAUGAGAUGCUCUCCACCUCGAGCGUAGGUGGAAUAGCUAUGAUACACCUUGCCCUGUUCACCGACACCAGUCUUCUCUCCACCAAGGACAAAGACGGAAUGACCGGGCUGGUCACCUCGGGUGAAGACCUGCAGCCCACGGCGCCCGAGCUCGGCCUCGUCCUUGAAAUUGUACUCGACACGCGCCACUUGGGGGUCCUGCGUGACGUGGAAGUCGUAGUUGAAGCGCGUGCCGUGGCUUGACACCCAGGGAAACGUCCAGCCCAUGCGCUUCUUGUAACGCUCGAUCUUGUUGAUGGGCGCGCGUGACACGGCGGCGAAGGAGGUGCCGUGCGAAUGCAGGUGCUCGAGAUGACGCGGGAUGUGGUCGGCAUAGAGACUGCACGAGGGGCAGCCCGCGGCGUCGGCGUCUGCGUCUGCGUCUUUGUCUUCUUCGCAGGUCUCCAGGUUGAACAUGAAGUGGUAGAUGAUCAGUUGGGCGCGGCCACCGAAGAGCUCGGCCAAGCUUAUUUGCUUGGUGUUGCCCGCGGCGUCGACCGUGGUGAAUGUGUAGGGCGUGGUGACUUCGACCAAGGGGAGUUUGCGGCGUUCUGCGUUCAGCUCGUCUCGAGCACGUGUGAGCUGCUUUUCUUUCUCAAGGAGCGUGAGGCGGAGAGGGCGGUAUUCUUCUUGCGUAACGAUCUGACAUGACCUUAGUUACGGAUGUCGUCUGAGAAAUGCAAUGGUAUGAAGGAAGAAUGUCUGAUGUUCGGCGGGGAAGAACGAUACGGAGGGCGAAGAAUCCUCACCUUUGUAGAUGCCAUACUGGAGCUAAUUUAGAGCUGGGGUAAGUCUCGAAAGGGUGAGAUGAUUUGUGGCCAAAUAGACAACCGGUCUUGAUGAGAUACUCCCACUGAGCGACGCUUCUUGUCUUUUCUUGUGUCUGGAGUCAGAAUUCAUCAGCUUUCAAGGCCAUCUCGCCUGUCUUUUAUCAUCCCC